CUAUAUAAAACCAGACAUAUCUCGCCGUUAGAAUCCACACAGUAAAUCGAAAAUGGCGACGGCGACGAGCAAGCAGGUCAUUCUUCGAGACUACGUGAGUGGUUUCCCCAAGGAAUCCGAUCUCGAGAUCACGGCCACCGCCGUUGAACUCAAGGUCCCGGCGAAUUCCUCGUCGGUGCUAGUGAAGAAUCUCUACUUGUCUUGCGAUCCCUACAUGCGCAUGCGCAUGGGAAAGCCCAACCCCGCUACUGCUGCGCUUGCUCAAGCCUACAAUCCCGGCAAGCCUGUCUUUGGGUUUGGAGUUUCCAAGGUGAUAGACUCAGGGCAUCCCGAUUUCCAAAAGGGCGAUUUGCUCUGGGGGAUAGUUGGAUGGGAGGAAUACAGUGUUAUCACCCCAACUCCGAACCUUCACUUCAAGAUCCACCAUACCGAUGUUCCAUUGUCGUACUACACUGGGUUACUCGGUAUGCCCGGUAUGACCGCCUAUGCUGGGUUUUAUGAAAUAUGUACUCCUAAGAAAGGGGAAUAUGUCUUUGUGUCGGCUGCAUCGGGUGCAGUUGGUCAGCUUGUGGGACAAUUUGCAAAGAUGAUGGGUUGCUAUGUCGUUGGAAGUGCUGGAAGUAAAGAAAAGGUUGAUCUCUUGAAGAAUAAGUUUGGAUUUGACGAUGCAUUUAACUACAAGGAAGAGCCCGACCUUGCUGCUGCCCUGAAGAGGUGUUUCCCGGAAGGCAUCGACAUAUACUUUGAGAACGUGGGCGGGAAAAUGCUGGAUGCAGUGCUUGUAAACAUGAGGAUGAACGGGCGGAUUGCGGUAUGUGGAAUGAUAUCGCAGUACAACCUCGAAAACCCGGAAGGAGUACACAACCUGACCACCAUAAUCUACAACAGGAUCCGAAUCGAAGGGUUCGUGGUAUUUGAUUACUUUGACAGGCAUUCCAAGUUCUUGGACUUUGUGCUCCCGUACAUAAGAGAAGGGAAGAUAACGUACGUUGAGGACGUAGCUGAAGGACUCGAGUCUGGCCCUUCCGCUCUGAUUGGACUCUUCCAUGGUAAGAACGUCGGCAAACAGCUUGUCGCGGUUGCUCCUGAAUGAGAUCUGUUAAGUUGAUCGGUUGCAGCAAGUAAUGUCUUGAUAUGUUUAGUACGAGAAACCAAAAAAAAAAAAAAAACGACUGUGUUGUUGUCUUGUUUUUGGGAGUGUUUGUUUCUAAGUGUUCUCUGUUUUGUCUUUCAAUAAGUUUGUAUGACAAAAAAAAACUAAAUAAAAUAUUUGCUAUGGGUUUGUGACAAGAA
This is a messenger RNA of Tarenaya hassleriana, 1293 nucleotides long. RefSeq names its product NADP-dependent alkenal double bond reductase P1-like. The coding region runs from base 53 to 1093 and encodes 346 amino acids. The transcript is spliced from 5 exons. NCBI's taxonomy places the organism in Eukaryota, Viridiplantae, Streptophyta, Magnoliopsida, Brassicales, Cleomaceae. Gene Ontology annotation, molecular function: 2-alkenal reductase [NAD(P)H] activity. The record is from RefSeq and is a predicted model, not a curated record. Gene Ontology annotation, biological process: response to oxidative stress.